Suillus paluster is the source of this 1701-nucleotide messenger RNA. RefSeq lists its product as uncharacterized. The transcript is spliced from 7 exons. Lineage: Eukaryota; Fungi; Basidiomycota; Agaricomycetes; Boletales; Suillaceae. Bases 1 to 1701 code for a protein of 566 amino acids. The record is from RefSeq and is a predicted model, not a curated record.
AUGUACAUGUCCCAGAUGCAGAUGGGAGUGCUGAUGCACAAGCAGCGCGAUAUGCUCAAAACAUUUCUUCCUGGAUAUGUGCUCAUCAACUCAGGAACAGCAGAAGACGUAGCCAUUUUCUGGGAGUCUGUUUACUCCAAGUGGUUUGAAACCUGGCCUGAACAUGGUGCUAUUGAGUAUUGUCGCUGGAAAAAGUGGGCCACACCAGAACAAGAGGAAUUCCUCCUCAGUCAUUUUCCGGAAUUCCGCACACAUGCCUUGAACAAGCACUACAAGGAUUUUUUGAAGUGUGUCAAAGUCGAAUGGUUCCAACGUUGGCCUGAGCGCAAGGUGUCGUUCCCAGAAUUGCCAGCUGAGCAUGUCUACACGGCCGAAGAAGAGGAGUAUAUAGCAACACGCGUGAAAACCCGUCAAAAGGCAAGUCAGGGAUAUGCUCACCAUGCAAAACAAGCAUUAUAUUCCAACAAAUACUACGACAAAAAGAUCAAGCACGCUGCAGACGAUGCAAUCAAAAAUGAACACAUUACCAAUAGAGGUCCAAAGUUGAACAAAUGCCGCAAGAUCACGCGCCGUAUGUAUUCAGACAAAAGUGAAGUCAUCAAAGCCAAGAUCAACAAGAAGUAUGAAACAAUAAAGGCAAGAUAUACAAAACAACACGAACACCUAAAGUCAGCUAUUCACGAGCUCGGCCCCAUGCUCGAUCGAGACCUCAAGUACCUUGGACAUAUGACUGGAGGGUGGAAGUUUAGCGUGUUGAUGGGGGGUCAUGAUCCUAGCACAGGUGAAGUGUCAGUGUUUAACUAUCAUGUAGGAGAAGUCGAAAGUGGCAUACAGUUUGACCAAGCGUACAACAAGUUUGACAUUGUGCAGAGCGCCUUCCUAGAAUUUGUCAAAAAGUCUAUUGCAUUCGAGUCUACAUUAUCGCGGGAGUCUGAGUCGGAGUCAGAGUCAGAGUCAGACGCUGGACUAUUGUUGUUAGACACAGACUCUGACGAGGAGUGGGGAAAGAGCGGUGGCGAGGGUGGGCAGAGUCAACUGCAGGAGGAUCCUAGGAACUACCUCUAUUGCAUGACUCCUCAAUCCGAUGAAGGGGCCGAUCUAUUUCCCACCAUUAUUAAUGCAUCACUGACUACCACCAGUGAUGCAUCAUUCGACGUUGAAGCCAUGGGCCACCUCACAACAAUGGACCACAUGGACCUUUCAGUACUCGAUCCUUUUCUGAACGACCCCAUCAUACAGGGUAGUAUAGAUUUUUCAGUGUUUGAUCCAGCGGCGUUCUCAGCUGUGAUCAACAAUCUGACCUUCGACAUCAACAUGCUCGGUUCCCCUCAGGUGCCUCCCAUGAAUUUGCAUCAGGAUGUUGAGGACGACCCAUAUUCGUCAACUCCACAGACUCAAGAGGUCUUUCUUCUGUCUGUACAUAGUGAGGAAGGAGAGGAUAGCAAUGACCUCAACAACUCACCUGCUGUUCCCCAAGCCAGGUGCAGAAAUCGUUUCGACGGAACUCAAGCGCCUGCACCGUCUGCAGAAGCCCCGUGUCUGGGUGCACGUAACACUGUCCUGUUCAAUCCAUGUGAAUGCAACAAUGAGAUUGGUACCUCAACUGUUGCUGCGAAGGGUAAGGGGAAAAAUGCCGAAGGCGACUCCGGUUCACACAAGUACGCACAUUUUUUUUCUGUUUCAACAAAAAUAUUUUCUUGA